Molecule: messenger RNA, 1168 nt
Organism: Sclerotinia trifoliorum
Lineage: Eukaryota; Fungi; Ascomycota; Leotiomycetes; Helotiales; Sclerotiniaceae
Source: the annotation of a GenBank genome assembly
AUGUAUAUAUCUAAUAUAUAAUUCACCUACCAUGAAUCGAACUUUCGAAAUCAUCAUAUUCUUUAUACCAUAACAUAGUUGUCAUGGAGUCCACCAAAAAAUGGGCAGAUGGCCCUUUCAAAUUACUCUCCACCCCAAGAGCAUCUUUAGAGGUAUAUAUAUAUAUAUAUGAUAUCCCCAAAAGAUACGACAGCGAGAUCAAAAACUCACAUAAAAACAGGGAAAACCCGAAUUAGCAGCCUCUCGUAAUGCGUCCGAAAUGGCCUUGGUCCACAACAUCCUCUUGAGAGGUCUGAACAGCAUUUACCUCCAAGCGGCCAAUGUGAAAGAAACCAGCGAUAUUUCAGAUUUUAUGAAAUUUUGCGAUGCUUGGUCUUCGAAUCUUCAUUCGCAUCAUGCAGCUGAGGAGACUGUGUAUUUCAAAAUGCUCGAUGAGCAAAGUUCGCGAGAUGGUGUGUUCAUCGCUAAUCAUACGGAGCAUGAGAAAUUUCUUCCGGGCUUGUUCGCUUUCGAUCUAUAUGUUUCGGGGGUGAAGGAUAAUGCGAAGCCUUAUGAUGGAUUGAAGUUGACGGAGCUGAUUGAUGUCUUCGGAACUGAUCUUGAAAAUCAUUUGCACCACGAGAUUGCAGUUUUGGAAGAUCUUGAAAAAGAUGCGUCGAUUAAUUGGGAGAAAUGCGGUAAAGCAAUGGCUCAAUAUUCUAAGAAACAUGCAGACAAAGUAUGAUUUGACAUUUUGGGCAUCAGAAAUUGAACUCAGCUGAUAUUUUACUAGGUGCGAGAUGUCCCGUUCUUAAUCACGAAUUCUGAUGUGACAUACGAAUCUGGCAUUCAUGGUCCGAGAUUUCCACCAUUUCCUUGGUUUGUGGGGUUGAUAUUUCGCUGGAUAUAUAUUCCUAAGUUGAAGGGGGCAUGGAGAUUCUCAAGUUGUGAUGAUUAUGGGAUUCCAAAGGAACUUCCUUUUGCAUGACCGGCUAGCUUGGCGUGAUUGUGUGAGAGCUGAUGCGGUUUUGGUGGAGUUUGGGAUGUGCAUUUGAAUAGUGGUUUGCAGAUUGGCACGUGGGCGUUAGGGAUGUUUUGAGUAUAAUGACAUUACGAUUAAUAUGCCCCUUGGUUAAGGGACUCUCAUCCAUUGGAACAAAAUUUGCUAUCAAUACUUUACUCCAAACUA